AUGUCAGCUCCUUCGCUGUAGUAUUGCUCCUUAAAAACCCCUCUCUCUGAAAAUGACAUGCCCUCGCAAUGUAACUCCGAACUCGUACGCGGAGCCCUUGGCUGCGCCGGGAGGAGGAGAGCGCUAUAACCGGAGCGCAGGAAUGUAUAUGCAAUCUGGGAGUGACUUCAACUGCGGGGUGAUGAGGGGCUGCGGGCUCGCGCCCUCGCUUUCCAAGAGGGACGAGGGCAACAGCCCCAACCUGGCCCUCAACACCUACCCGUCCUACCUCUCGCAGCUGGACUCCUGGGGCGACCCCAAAGCCGCCUACCGCCUGGAACAACCUGUUGGCAGGCCUCUGUCCUCCUGCUCCUACCCACCUAGUGUCAAGGAGGAGAAUGUAUGCUGCAUGUACAGUGCAGAGAAGAGGACGAAAGGUGGUCCCGAGGCAGCUCUCUACUCCCACCCCCUGCCGGAGUCCUGCCUUGGGGAGCACGAGGUACCUGUACCCAGCUAUUACCGCGCCAGCCCGAGCUACUCGGCGCUGGACAAAACGCCACACUGUGCUGGGGCCAACGACUUCGAAGCCCCUUUUGAGCAGCGGGCCAGUCUCAACCCGCGCGCUGAACAUCUGGAAUCGCCUCAGCUUGGGGGCAAAGUGAGUUUUCCUGAGACCCCCAAGUCCGAAAGCCAGACCCCCAGUCCCAAUGAGAUCAAGGCGGAGCAAAGUCUGGCGGGCCCGAAAAACAGCCCCUCGGAGAACGAAAAGGAACGGGCCAAGAUCGCAGACUCCAGCCCAGACACCUCGGAUAACGAAGCUAAAGAGGAGAUAAAGGCAGAAAACACCACAGGAAAUUGGCUGACAGCAAAGAGCGGAAGGAAGAAGAGGUGCCCCUAUACUAAACACCAGACGCUGGAAUUGGAGAAAGAAUUUCUGUUCAAUAUGUAUUUGACGCGAGAGCGCCGCCUGGAGAUUAGCAAGACCAUUAACCUUACAGACAGACAAGUCAAAAUCUGGUUUCAAAAUCGCAGAAUGAAACUCAAGAAAAUGAACAGAGAGAAUCGGAUCCGGGAACUGACCUCCAAUUUUAAUUUCACCUGA
This is a messenger RNA of Arvicola amphibius (Eurasian water vole), 1081 nucleotides long. RefSeq names its product homeobox C10 (gene Hoxc10). The transcript has 2 exons. Gene Ontology annotation, molecular function: RNA polymerase II cis-regulatory region sequence-specific DNA binding; DNA-binding transcription factor activity, RNA polymerase II-specific. Gene Ontology annotation, biological process: regulation of transcription by RNA polymerase II. Gene Ontology annotation, cellular component: nucleus. The coding region runs from base 53 to 1081 and encodes 342 amino acids. The record is from RefSeq and is a predicted model, not a curated record. Lineage: Eukaryota; Metazoa; Chordata; Mammalia; Rodentia; Cricetidae.